AUGGCCAACAAUGGAUAUGAUAGCUCUUCUAGUGAUGAGACAGGUGCCAACAUAAUAUUUUUGGAAAUGUUCGAAAACUACCAAAGGAAAAAAGCAGCGAAGAAGGAGAAGACCUCGAUGGUUGUCCAUGGGGGUACAUCAUCACAACGACGUACUAUACCAAGAGAUCGAGUAAGUGCCCAUGAAAACCUUUUUCAAAAUUACUUCUCUAACCAUCCGUUGUAUCCCCCUUCAAAUUUUCGUAAUAGAUUUCGCAUGAGGCGUGAGUUGUUUAAUCGAAUAAUGGAACAAAUUGUCCCUUUCGACGAUUACUUCAAACAAAAGCCUGAUACCACUGGAAAGCUUGGUUUCUCACCACAAGUGAAGAUGACAGCCGCCAUGCGUAUGCUUGCAUAUGGUACAGCAGCUGACCUCAAUGAUGAUUACUUGAAGAUAGCAGACACCACAUCUUUUGAAGCUUGCAAGAGAUUCUGUCAUGCAGUCAACAACUUAUACGGAGCUGAAUAUCUUCGUAAACCAACGAGGGCGGACCUACAAAAACUGCUCCAAAAAGCUGAGGAACGGGGGUUUCCUGGCAUGCUAGGAAGUCUUGACUGCAUGCAUUGGAAUAUAGCCGUUGGACAAGAAGUUGCCCGUUUAUUGCCGUUGGAAUAG
Molecule: messenger RNA, 654 nt
Organism: Prunus mume (Japanese apricot)
Lineage: Eukaryota; Viridiplantae; Streptophyta; Magnoliopsida; Rosales; Rosaceae
Source: RefSeq, a predicted model, not a curated record